AUCGAUGCGUUUGGUCUGUGGGGUAAAGAUGGCGGCGGCGGUCUCGGCUACACGUGAGUUGUUUGGAGAGGGAGUGCGCGCGGUUCUGCACACCUGGCCGGUUUUACAGAUAGCAGUGGAUAAUGGCUUUGGUGGAGCGUACAGUCAGCAGAAGGCUGAGUGGAUGGUUGAUGCAGUUCAGCAGUAUUUUCACGACAACAGUGAUCUACAGCAAGAUGAAGUGGAGGAUUUUCUAUCUGAUCUGAUGAACAAUGAGUUUGAUACCGUGGUGGAUGACGGCAGUUUGCCACAGGUGGCGCAGAAGGUGUGUAUGAUGUUCCAGCAGUGUCAGCAGGGUAAAGUGGCCGAGGUCAGGGAGCACAUCAGCCAGCUGGAAGCUAAAAAGGCUGCUGGGAGGGCAAAGGUCACACCUGUUAAAACACCUACAGAGGAGGACGAGGACAGCGAAGACGAUGAAGAGUCUAUGGAGUGUGAUGAGGCGGGAGCAGGAGGAGCGUCAGUCAGCGGAACAGUGGUGAACAGACAGCAGCCUCCUUCAGCUUCAGCUCCAGCCAAUGAGGAAGAGGACGAUGGCUGGACUGUGGUGCGCCGGAAAAAGUAAACACCAAAUCUACAGACAUGCAGGUUAAAUGGAGCACCAGUAACUUGAGUUCUGAAGAGCUUCAGGCUGAUUCUGCUCAAUUCCACUGAUCAGCUUUUUCACACGGUGCUGAGCUGCUCUGUCUGAAUGGACUUCUGGGUUCUGGUGGUAAAAGCAAUAGUAUUUUUUAUAUUACAGUGCUGAAAUAUCACAGCUGGGUAUUUAUUUAAAACAGCUCUGCCUGUAUUGUGCUCCUCCUUUACAAACACUCUAAAGAGCUCUGUGUUUCUCCGGCUGGUGUGUGAUCUAACAGUGCUGUUAUAUAACUCAGUAAUGCAGUAAGUGUUGCAGUCAGGCCUGUACUGUGUCCAGACUUUGGGAUUUGUUAUGGAGUGUGUUUUAGUGGACUGUGGACAUUUAUUUAACAGAUGGUAAAGAAUAAGCUGCAGCAGACGGACCUUCCUUCAUUUCCUCUAGUCUGUCCUCAAAAAUCUGGCCUGUGGAAUGAAUGGUAGUGGUGAGUGUGUUUUUAAGUGUGUGUAGAUGGCCCUCUUGUGGCCAGUGCAGGAUCUGCAGGACUGUAGCUUUGUAUGAAGAAUCACAGCAGGUGCUGAUUUUACUGAAUGAACUUCACUGAACUUAUUUCGAACUAUACUAAACUUGAGUGUCUUAAGCCCGAUCUGGACAGGAUUAGUGUCUCAGGGGGUCCUGGGCUAAUUUUUUUUCUUUUAUGGGAGAUCUUCUGUGAUUUUAUGUCCGUCCAAAAUAAGCUUGUAUAUGUUUUUGUCAGACAUCCUCUGAGAAAAUUACAAGCUGAAUUAUCUACUGUUUUCAGAUGCAAGUUUUAUCAGUGAGUAGAAGUGUGAAAUAUUUAUAUAUAUUUUUUUUACAGAUGUCCCCCUGAGAAACGAAUCUGGUCCAGAUAGGGCUUUUGUUAAAUGCAGGUCAAUGAAAAAUACAUGCAUUGUUUUGUGUUUAUCACUGUCAUGCAAAAACCUUCUAUCUCCUAAACUUCACAAGAGAAAUUUGCAUUACGAAAUGCUGAUGCAGGGAAACUGCCAAAUAUUGUAAAGUGGCAUAAAUGGAGAUACAAGGUUUCUGUCUGAUGGUGACUGUGUAAAAAAAAAUCUCUGCAUACUUUAUUAUCCUCUUUUCCUCCUGUUUUUCAAUGGUCAGUGGACCCCACAAGAGAAAUCAGUACUGAUAGGCAUGGUGGUGUGUAACUGUGUACAAUUGGAUGUGAUACAGCAGUGCUGCUGGAGUUUUUAAACACUCACUGACCCUCCUAUCUAGCUCUUGUAGAUCCAUCAUGUAGAUGGUUUGUGUUGGUCAUCCUCUAGUCUAGUUCAUUAUCAGUGCCCACAGAUCGAUCGCUGCUGGCUGGAUAUUAGUAGUUGGUGGUUUAUUCUCAGUCCAGCAGUUUCAAAAGUGUUUAAAAACUCCAGCAGCAAUGCUGUGUCUGCUGAAGACAAACUGUCCAAGUCAGAUUUCUCUUUUGGACCCCCUGCACCUUGUUUUAGAGCUAAGUAGCUAUCGGCGUAGGUAUUUAUAGUCUAAAUUACAGAACUAUAAAGUAGAGCUGAUUAAAUGGACAAUGUACAGUGAAAUGAUUUAUGUUUCAAAACCUUUAUAAUUGUUCAAAACUCCCCAAAAACACUGCCACUACAUUUGAUUGUGAUGGUUUAUUUGUUGGUAGUACACAGGUUCAGUAGAUCAUAUCUUUAUUUUGUCAAGUCUUCAUACAGUGCUGUAUGUUCACAAACAAGCAUUCCUCACACAGCGAACAAAUAUAUAAAAAAGUGAAUGCUCUUUUUUUUUCAUA
Astyanax mexicanus (Mexican tetra) is the source of this 2402-nucleotide messenger RNA. RefSeq names its product TSR2 ribosome maturation factor (gene tsr2). Gene Ontology annotation, biological process: maturation of SSU-rRNA from tricistronic rRNA transcript (SSU-rRNA, 5.8S rRNA, LSU-rRNA). The transcript has 5 exons. Gene Ontology annotation, cellular component: nucleus. The record is from RefSeq and is a predicted model, not a curated record. The coding region runs from base 5 to 601 and encodes 198 amino acids. NCBI's taxonomy places the organism in Eukaryota, Metazoa, Chordata, Actinopteri, Characiformes, Acestrorhamphidae.